AGUCGCAGUAGGGGACUAAAACUUGACACUUCCUUGACAGGUCUGAAUUGAUGAACGCUGUAGACACAGGAAGACUAAUUGCAAGAUUAUUGCUCCCAUAUCAGCCAUAAACCCGCAUGGACAAGAAGCUUUCGCCUCGCUCCGUGUCCUGCGGGCCGAGACCGAUGUCAUCGCCGCCGAGACGGAUCCCUCAAACCCGAGCGUCAGAUUGUCAACAUUACCGGGGAUGAAUGGUGGCGCGUUUGCUGAACGUCAAUACUAAAGCGUCAAAAUGAGACUGCUAUUUUCUCUGCUGAAGAACAACAACCCCAAAGUGGAGUAUUACUCCAGGUUCUCACCGUCACCGCUCUCCAUCAAGCAGUUUUUGGAUUUCGGGAGGGAGAACGCAUGUGAGAAAACAUCGUACAUGUUCCUGCGCAAGGAGCUGCCCGUGCGUCUGGCCAACACCAUGCGAGAGGUCAACCUGCUGCCCGAUAAGCUGCUCAGCCAGCCGUCCAUCCGCCUGGUCCAAAAAUGGUACAUGCAAAGCUUUGUGGAGUUGCUGGACUAUGAGAACCGAAAACCUGAAGAUCCUCAUGCAUUGAAUGACUUCCUGGAGUUGCUGAUCGAGAUCCGCAACCGUCACAACGACGUGGUUCCAACCAUGGCGCAGGGUGUCAUCGAGUUCAAGGAGAAGUUUGGCUUCGACCCCUUCGUCAGCAGCAACAUCCAAUAUUUCCUGGACCGCUUCUACACCAACCGCAUCUCCUUCCGCAUGCUCAUCAAUCAGCACACGCUCCUGUUCGGAAAUGACACCAACCCCGCUCAUCCCAAACACAUCGGCAGCAUCGAUCCCACCUGCUGCGUGGCCGAAGUUGUCAGUGAUGCGUAUGACACGGCCAAAAUGCUGUGUGAGAAGUACUACUUGGCUGCUCCUGAGCUCCACAUUGAAGAGUUUAACAGUAAGAGAUUUCAAGUGAAGAGCCCCAGAAAGUCAAUCCAGGCUGUGUACGUGCCCUCUCAUCUUUUCCACAUGCUGUUUGAGCUCUUCAAGAACUCCAUGAGAGCCACGGUGGAGCUUUAUGAGAACAGCACUGAGGGAUUGCCGGCCGUGAAAGCAAAAGUCACUCUUGGUAAAGAGGAUCUCUCCAUCAAGAUCAGCGACAGGGGAGGAGGAGUUCCUCUGAGGAAGAUCGACCGGCUUUUCAACUACAUGUACUCCACCGCCCCGACGCCCAGCCUGGAGCCGGGCGCCGUCCCCCUGGCCGGCUUUGGCUACGGUUUACCCAUUUCUCGGCUCUACGCGCGAUACUUCCAAGGGGAUCUGAAGCUGUACUCGAUGGAGGGUGUGGGCACCGAUGCUGUCAUCUAUUUGAAGGCCCUGUCGAGCGAGUCCUUUGAGCGGCUUCCCGUCUUCAACAAGUCGGCGUGGCGACACUACACCACCAGCCCCGAAGCGGACGACUGGAGCAACCCCAGCAAGGAACCGCGUGAUGCCAGCAAGUCCAAAUACAAGACCAACAGAUAACUCGGCGCGCUCCUUUACAAAUGACCAGAUAAGCAUUCCAAAAAGUCUCACUUCUGCAACUCCGUUUCUUACGCGCCGGUGACGCUUGUUCAAAUGUCCUUUUGGUUUUUCGCGUGUUGCUUAGCCUAGCUCAGCCUGGCACACGGCUUCCUGCGCUUCGAUGAGUCAUCAGUGUCUCUUUGGCGUCCAAAGGGCGUUUUCGCUUCUCCCCUCACACUUUGAGUUUCAGUGGUGUCGUCCUUUCUUUGAGAGAUCGCUUUUGACCGGACACACACAAGAAGUGGUGGCAGUGGGCGAGUCUUGUUUCAGCCUGGCGGGCAAGUCGUUCAUCGACAGAAGCAGAAUUCUGCAACACAAUUCCACUCCGAUAAGGCCUUACUACUGAAUAUUACGGUGCGUGUUUUAGGUUUAGAAUCUCUGAACAUAAUUGUGCAAUGUCGGUGGGUUAGUGAUGUGCUACCCUUGCUCUCUGUGGACAUUCAACAAAUGGAAAAAAAGGCCAACAGGUGGAUUAGUGAGACAAGGGAACGGACAUGUGCAGGUGGAGACAGAGUAUUCAGCACCCGAACCGUGCACCGUCAUAGUUUGAACAUGAUCUGCUUUUUCUUUUAAUACUGGGAGUGAAAAUAAGACCAAGUGCCAGCAAAUUGGCUCUUAUUAUCCAAGAGCAAAUGCACCUGCCAUCUGUAAACAUUAGUUUUCCGCUUGGUUGUACUGUACGGCUUUUCUUUGAACAUCAUUAUUUUUACUCGGGGUGGGUGGGGUUAGGGGCAUUUCUUUUAAUCAGGCAGGACACAAAGGCUGAAGGCUUUGUGGGGCUGCAAAAGAAAAUUUCCUGAAUCAAACACAAUACAAAAGAGUGCACUUUACUAAUAUUACUCUGAUGAUGUAUAUUUUAAUUUGACUCAAGUCAUAGUUUAAUCAAUUGUGAAGAAUUUCUAAUGCCUAGUUUUUUGGAAAUUCCGUCCUCAAGGAAAAUUGAAAUUGGUCAAGCCUUUGAGGGACAGCGGUUAGUUACCACAGUGGACAGCUUACCAUGUUAUCAGGUUGGGUGAAAGGCUGAAAAGAACAAACGCAGAGUUUGCGAUCUGAAGGCCUGUUGAAGCCCGAUAUCCAAUUGUUGCUUUUUGCAUCCGUUCUUUGAGUGUUGAAGAAGAAACCCGGCGUGUAUACAACCGUGAAUAAUAUAUUUGUUGCGUAUGUAUGCUGCCAGUGCGGCGGCGACGGCUCUCAUUUUCCCUCUCCCGGCUUCAAACCGUGUCUUGAUAUGCAUGAACUGUGAUGGUGGCCCCAUGCCGACAUGCAAUCACGAACCCAAAAGCCAGCGAGAGAGCAAAAAUCGGAUUCAGCAUAAGAAUAAAUCACCUUUUGUCAAACAUGACAAUAAAAAAAAAAUAAUGUGU
Messenger RNA from Hippocampus comes (tiger tail seahorse), 2910 nucleotides. It is a transcript of the gene pdk3a, whose product is annotated as pyruvate dehydrogenase kinase, isozyme 3a. Gene Ontology annotation, cellular component: mitochondrion. Gene Ontology annotation, molecular function: pyruvate dehydrogenase (acetyl-transferring) kinase activity. The record is from RefSeq and is a predicted model, not a curated record. The transcript is spliced from 11 exons. Gene Ontology annotation, biological process: protein phosphorylation; regulation of glucose metabolic process. The coding region runs from base 272 to 1507 and encodes 411 amino acids. Lineage: Eukaryota; Metazoa; Chordata; Actinopteri; Syngnathiformes; Syngnathidae.